Molecule: messenger RNA, 4071 nt
Organism: Thamnophis sirtalis
Lineage: Eukaryota; Metazoa; Chordata; Lepidosauria; Squamata; Natricidae
Source: RefSeq, a predicted model, not a curated record
UGUUCUUCCAGUUUCUGGUGCUCUCCCCCUCCCCAUGUGUGUGUUCUUGUUUCGGCACUCGGUGCUGAAAAGGGACGCCAACACUGCCCUAAACGAACAUGCCGAGUCUGAUCAAGCACUGCAACGGAUUCAUACUCUUCCCCAAUCUCUUUUUGCAGAUUUAUGAACUGGAGCAGAUGUUUGUCAGCAACGUGGAGAAACAGAAGAUAUUGCUGACGAUCGAUCCCCUUGCCUGGACGGAGACCUUUCAGACCGGGAAGGGCCGCGAGGAAGUUCUUGAAAUACACGAUUUUAAGAAUGGAAUAACUGGUCUCUUUUUCAUGGGCGAUCCCAAAUGCUUUCUCCAAAAUCAGAUUAAAGGGAUACCAGAAGCAUCGCAGAUGGAGACGGAGGCGCCGGAGGCAGAGGAAAUAGCCGUCACCUAUUUUGAGCAAUCGGUGCUCUGGGUUCCAGGAGAGAAACCAAUCGAAAAUAAAGAUUUCCUGAAGGAAUCCAAGAUGUUUGACCUCUGCAAAAACGUUAGUGCGUAUUGGAUCCAUCCUACCCCACUAAGAGAUCCCAACCUUCUAGACUUUGAAAAUGGAAAUGAGGGUCCGGUUCCCAUGGAUGAGCGAAACCAAGCAGAGGUUCAGCAGGGACGCCGGUCCUUGAGCCAGGAAGGAAGCCAAGGCCCCAAACGCCACGCUCGGCAGCUGACCGAAGAAGACUUACCGGUCAAUGACUACACCGAGCACGGCUUCGAGUUCCCUGACCAUUGGGACGAGAGGGGAUACUGCUGCGCCCGCUGCCGUCGAGCCCACCGCUACUGCCGCAGAAUAUGUGAGCCGCUGCUAGGGUACUACCCGUACCCCUACUGCUAUCAGGGCGGGCGAGUGAUCUGUCGUACCAUCAUGCCCUGCAAUUGGUGGAUAGCGCGGAUGUUAGGGCGGGUGUGAGCACACUCCGUCCAAAAGUAAUAAUAAUAAAAAUAAGCUUAGUGCAGCGCCAGCCCCAUUCUGGCCGUCUCCCUGUAGACUUUUCUAGGAGUGUCAUUAGCAUGAAUGUAUGCGCGCAUUCCUGCUAGAGCCGCUUGGGUGGCCCCAGAUGCCAUUAUCGCCUGAUCCUUCUCUCUGCCCUUUCCUUCCCCCACGCCCCCAAACUGUAUCCUUUAUGCAAGCCAUUUCUCUGGAUCGUAUUUUUUUUCCUAUGCUUUUGCGCCCCUCGGAUAUAUUAUUCGGCGUAAAGUUUUCUGCAACGCAUUCAAGUUGACGACUGUGGUUGUUUUCUUAAGCAGCAAAAAAAAAAGUGGAGGUUUUUGGAAUUAGCUAUUUUAAACGGGUUUGCAAACUGCAAAUCAGAUCGGUUCCCUAUAGAAAGGGAAAUGAAAGGCCAUUUGAGGGGCGGGGGUGUCUGCUGGUAUUGCCAAACUGGAACCAAAUGUUGCAUGCAUUCCAUAAUUGAAAGCAAGGAAUCUCUUUACACCAGCAUUCCCCUAAAAAUCCGCAAGAGGGCAUCCUUUACCUGGAAAUAAACAGCAUUAGCUCAGGGUCAGGAAAAGCUAGGAGCGCAUUUUGCAAACUGUGUUUUCGCAGCUUCAGCGGGAAUCCUUAUUUUUUCACACUCACCCCCCCAAAAACUGUGUAAAAAAAUGCAAAUUAAUUUCAGGAACUUAGGGUGUAUGUCCAAAAAUAUAUUCAGGUAAUCCUCGUUUAGUGCCCUUAACUGAGACCGGCAGUUCAGUCAGUAAGCCAAGAGGUGGCUAGUUAAAAACCACAACUGUGCUUAAGAUCUUCCUUCAACAAUAAAGUUUCCAGUUUCUGGCAAAAAAAUUUCCCUUCAGCAAACAAUGGACACUUAACAACCACGGUGUUUGCUUUGUGACCAUAGUGUUCUCUUCAGUGCUGCAAAACAGAUCAUAAAAUCAGGUAUGGGGACUCUCUUUGCAACCGUCACAACUGACAACCAAAAAUUACAGGUUCAAUUACGGUUGUAAGUUGAGGAUUUACCUGCCACAUCUUAAUUUGCAGGAAGAUUAGAAACGAGCAUGUGUAUAUUUCCAACAUUAACAAAAAGAGCAAUUUAUCCCCAGAGACACAUCACACGCUAACGACCAGAGGAAUCCAAAUAUUUGCUGAAUUGCGACUGUUCGCAAGAAAUCAAGACGACCAAGCGAUGUAUUUAAAGAGCUUUCAGAAUAAAAAAAGUGUAUAAAGGUUUAUUAUGCGUCCGGGAAGAUUCCUCUAUCGAAUACAAACAAAAGAAAAAAAGAAAUAUUCAAAGCAUCACAUAAUACUGAUGAUGAAACCAUACUCAAAACAGAUGCAGAGUGACAGCUAAGAUCAAGGACUCUCCCGACGAGUCUUAAAAAUAAACACACACAGACACACAAAGAUCACAACAACUCAGUUUCAAAGGCAUCACUGAAAUAUGAAUUUGUUUUCAGAGUAGAAAUUGUUCCCCAGAUGUGGGACGGGGAACCAAAGGAAACCUCUCCUUUCCAAAGAAUGCCAGGGGUUUUCAGAAUGCAAGGAAUUAGCACCAAAUACCGCUCAGGUUUUUUUUUUGGGGGGGGGAAGGGCAUAGGACGGCAGAGGAAAUUGGAAAGGAGGCCAAGAGGAGAUUUUUUUUUCCCAGACCACAAUUCAACGUAGAUUCAAGCCAGGUGUCAUCUGUUGAAGUAGCUUAUUUAUGUACAGUGGUAGUUGAAACUUAUUUAACUGCAGCGGUACACCUCGGUACUUGACUGCACCAAAACCUGGGGACUUGACGCAUUUUGACAUGAAAAUGUGCCUCGUUACUCAUGGGUUGUUCCUUGACAGGCUGCGAUAAGAAGAGGGCAGGGGUGAAAUGCUACCAGUUUGGGCGGACCAGUAGUUCUGACGAUCAGCUAUACAACAAUCAGCUGUGCUGUGGAAAUCACAUGGCGCAGCUGAUUGUGGCACAGCUGAUCGUUGGAACUUUUUGAAAAGCUUUUUAAAGCAUUUUUUCACUACUGGUUCUCCCGAAGCGAACCAGUAGCAGACUUCAGAGCAUUUUAUCCCGGAAGAGGGAGACAACCAUAGAAGAAGGACAGGAAGCCAGCCAGUCUGGGAAGGUUCCUGACAUAGGAAAAGGGCAGUGGUGGGUUGCAGGCGGUACGCCCCGGUACGGGCAUACCGGAGCCUGCCCGGAGCACCAGGUAUCAUUCUGGUAGGGUGCUCCGGAGGGCCCACCUACCCUCCCUCGCUCACCUGUCUUUAAAGUCUUCUGGGCUUCCGCGCACAGUGUGUAUAGCGCCUGCACAACACUCCGCUGAGCAGCUGGAGCAUCGGGGAGGCAUCGCUGGAUAGUAAGAUGCAUACACGCGCUGCGCACAUUCAUGUGGACAGCGACGGGCCCGUUCGAACCGUACCGGUUAGAACGGGAUCCAGAACCCACCCACUGAAAAAAGGGGACAGCAGCUGAGAGCAGACAGGAAAUCCCUCCCGUCAAAAAAUAAAUAAAAAAAACAUGUGGUAGAUCACAUGUUUUGUUUGCUAUUCGUUUUCAGUACUCGUUUCCAGAACUAAAUAACGAGUAGCGAGAUAGCACUGCGCAGCCAUCAGGGGUGCCUUUCAGAAGAAAGCAUGGGUAGCCCUCGGCCUAUGACCGCAAUGGAGCCAAGCUUUCUGUUGCUAAGCGAGGCUUUCUGUCGUUAAGUGAGUUUCACCCCAUUUUGGUCAAUUGAAUUUUGACCGUGUGACCCUGGGGAGACUGGAACGGUCGUUGAGUGGGAAAAACGGUCCUAAGCCCCUUUUUCGGUGCCGUUGUAACUUCAAAUGGUUACUAAACAAGAGGCUGUAAGUCAAGGACUACCUAUACACAUCACACCCAAGUCAUAAUAUGUAUAUUUGUUGUUGUUGAAGGUUUUGCAUGAUGGAGGUACUCAAUUGUAAUGCUUUAGUGUUAGGGAAAAAUCAAAACCAUUAUCGCUUGACAAACCGUGGUCCAAACUCCUGGGUCAAUAUCACAUACACAGUUAAUCUUCUUCAUAUAUAUAGUACAGUACAGUAGAAGCCAUUUAAAGGCACAACAGUCUGCAUCUUGACAGAACACACACCCUGAGCAGUGUUA